UCACGUAUCAUUUGCCAAACCAAUGUUGAGUUGAGUGCGGGUUUUGAUUCGACAUCUAUUUUGUCCUAGUUAUGCCACUUUUGAACCCCUGUGCUGCAUCGAGCCCAUUUUUCAGCAGAGGCAUGGUAGCUUGUUACGCACAAUCCCUGCAUUGAAAAGUAGAUACGAAUCUCGAAUGGCUCCUCAAGCAUCUAAGGAUGUUCCAUACAGUUUUCGGUUCCCUCCAAUGACUAAGAAGCCAAAGUGGUGGUGGAGGACAUUAGCCUGUCUCCCCUAUUUGAUGCCCCUACAUGAGACAUGGAUGUAUGCUGAGACAGCGUAUCAUUUACACCCUUUCCUGGAGGACUUUGAAUUCUUAACAUACCCGUUCCUUGGGGCCAUUGGGAGGUUGCCCAGCUGGUUCUUGAUGGCAUACUUUUUCGUUGCGUAUCUGGGAGUUGUGAGGAGAAAGGAAUGGCCUCAUUUCUUCAGAUUUCAUGUGGUGAUAGGCAUGUUGCUGGAGAUUACCUUGCAGGUGAUAGGGACUGUGAGCCGUUGGAUGCCGCUUGCUGUCUACUGGGGUAAGGUUAGGAUGCACUUCUGGACGGCCAUUGCAUUUGCUUACCUUUUUACCGUGUUGGAGGCCAUACGUUGUGCUCUUGCUGGCAUGUAUGCUGAUAUCUCCUUCGUCUGUGAUGCUGCAUAUAUUCAAAUUCCAUAUGACUAAUAGAGUGAACGAAAGCACAAGAGAAACUCAUAAAGAAUGUUGUCUUCGCAUUGUUUGGAUUUUGUUGUACGAGAUGAAAACUUGUUUGCCGAAGCAGUUUUUCGAAAAUCAACAAUUGUGUAAAUGUUUUAAUUGAAUCAGCUUGGUGUGUGUUCUAGCUGACUUCUCGUUCAGGUCUUGUUUGCUUAUUUCAUUGUUAAUCAGAAUUAAGGUGUUUUGUUGUUUUUCUA
Molecule: messenger RNA, 936 nt
Organism: Pyrus x bretschneideri (Chinese white pear)
Lineage: Eukaryota; Viridiplantae; Streptophyta; Magnoliopsida; Rosales; Rosaceae
Product: protein TIC 20-I, chloroplastic
Exons: 1
Coding region: 176-706 (176 amino acids)
Source: RefSeq, a predicted model, not a curated record